Messenger RNA from Macrosteles quadrilineatus (aster leafhopper), 1740 nucleotides. Its product is annotated as stabilin-2-like. Lineage: Eukaryota; Metazoa; Arthropoda; Insecta; Hemiptera; Cicadellidae. Bases 21 to 1067 code for a protein of 348 amino acids. The record is from RefSeq and is a predicted model, not a curated record. The transcript is spliced from 7 exons.
GUAUACUGUAGUUGACCAAGAUGGAUUCGAGAAUUGUGUGUUUGUGUCUCUUGGUGUUGUUUGUAGUCAAGUCGAGGACUCAGCCUGUAAACAACACCACCACAGGGGUUGAGUGUCUCACGAACGAUGAGUGUAUUUCAGGGAAUAUAUGCAUAGCUAAAAAAUGCAAAGAUCCUUGUGACAAAGUGUGUGGGCUGAACACAAUAUGUGUGGUACACGAAGGAGCUACUUUGUGCCUCUGUAAGCCCAAUUACGAAGGAGACCCGUUUACGGAAUGUAAGUCAGAAAAUGCAGAAUGCACGGACGACUCCAUGUGUACAACAGACAAGAGCUGUAUUGGUCACAAUUGUGUAGACCCCUGUCUGAACUAUUGUGGCAUUAAUACUGUGUGUAGAGUGGUCAACCAUCAACCAGUGUGUGCCUGCCUCAAAGGAUUCUUCUAUAAUCAAGACAUAGGCUGCAGUCCCAAGAGGAUUCCGGAAUGUCAGACUAAUUCUUAUUGUCCGGAAGACCGCUCAUGUCGUCUGCAGAAGUGUGUAGAUCCUUGUCAAGACGGAGUGUGUGGCAACAACACAGAAUGUCACGUCAAGAACCAUUACCCUGUGUGUUCAUGUAAAGUUGGGUUCAUAGGAGAUGCCUACAAUGAAUGUGUGCCUUAUGCUGUUGCAGGUUCAAUAACAACAACAGACAAUAAGGAAGUCAUACAAAAGCCAAUACAAGAAAAGAAAACCUUCAUACGUGUUGAAGAAGAGAAAAGUUGGUUGGACGCCCUUAAGGAUUGCAAUUAUCGUGGAAUGAAACUAGCGACAAUCGAAAGUAAUGAUGAAUGGAACGACUUUGUUGACACCCUCAGGGAAUAUACAGAGAUAAAUUCAGUAUGGGUUGGUGGCCAUGAAUUUGACCAAUAUCCGAAUUUCGUAUGGAUAUCAACUGGACAACAAGUUUCAUAUCAUUGGGCGCAUGGUAAGCCUGACGAUGAUUCUUACCACUGCUUGGCAGCUUUCUCUUUUGGUUUUGUUAACUUCAAAUGUGACUGGGCUAAACAAUUUGUAUGUGAAAAAAUUUAAAUCUAUUGAUGAGAAUCUAAUGCCUAAACUAGAUCCUACGCAUACAGUUUAUUCGAUAUAUUUAUAUGUGCAUAUAUUAAUAUAUAUUUAUAUAUGUAUAUCUAUGUAUGUAUGUCAAGUUAAUAUUAUAAGUUGUGUAUGUAUAAUAUUUCUCAGUUUUGAUUUUAUUUUCUUAUUAUUCAGCCAUUAUAAUUGAUAUUUAACUUCCAUUCAAAUAAAGAAAAAUGUCAAAUCACAUCAAACAUCUUUUUAGUUUCUUCCUCUAUGUAUAGUACGUGUAAAUUUAAAAUAUGGUAAGUGGUGCAUUGUACCUCAAGCCGUUUUCUAAGAUAUUAACAAAUGUAUUCAUGUUGGACAUGAAUGUUGAACGUUGUCAAGGACAGACGUUCAGACAUUGCAAGACGAAGACAACUUUAUUAAGACUUAAGUUAAGACAAAAACGAAAACUUUCUUAAUCGCACCUUUUUUUGGAGGAAAGCAAACUUUUAUUUUAUUAAGAACGAGGUACGAUUAUUUAACUGCUCUUUAAUUACACUUUAGAUAAUUAUUUUACACAUUUAUAUGAUUUAUCAAUGUGCAAGUGAACCACUGAAUGCAACAUACAAUUUGCUAUAUAAAACAAUUUAAAAACAAAAUAUCACCGCUGCAGCAAACCUGCCGACUAAGCGAAUUU